Hyaloscypha bicolor E is the source of this 210-nucleotide messenger RNA. RefSeq lists its product as uncharacterized. Gene Ontology annotation, biological process: translational initiation. The transcript has a single exon. NCBI's taxonomy places the organism in Eukaryota, Fungi, Ascomycota, Leotiomycetes, Helotiales, Hyaloscyphaceae. The annotation marks the transcript as partial. Gene Ontology annotation, molecular function: RNA binding; translation initiation factor activity. The record is from RefSeq and is a predicted model, not a curated record. Gene Ontology annotation, cellular component: nucleus.
AUGGGGCGACCAAAGCGCAACGUUUUCGCAGCCGCCGAAGAGACUUCUACCCCGCCUCCGUCUUUGACACCCACCCAAGCCAUUGCGCGUGUCAUCAAGGCAGAAGGGAACUGCCUGUACUCCUGCUCACUGCCAGACCAAAAGCUCCUUCUUGUCGAGCUCCUCUCUCGUUUCCGCAAUACCAUCUGGAUCAAACGUGGAGGCUAUGUC